This is a messenger RNA of Coffea arabica (coffee), 2070 nucleotides long. The record is from RefSeq and is a predicted model, not a curated record. NCBI's taxonomy places the organism in Eukaryota, Viridiplantae, Streptophyta, Magnoliopsida, Gentianales, Rubiaceae.
UUGAAGGCAGCCAAGUGAAAUUGUUUGAAAUCUCAAGGGAGGUUUCUGAAAUUAUCCUAAAUGAAAACACAUAUCCCGUACAUUUGGAUACAUAUAUUAUAAAAAAUAGAGAGAGACUCCAGUGCGCUCCUCCAGACAUACUUAGUGGAUUUAGAUGCGUCAAGCGUUGGCUCGAGCGGUACCAAAAGAAAACGGCUGAAAAGUUUAACAAAUGGCUUAGACAAGUUUAAAGCAACGGUUAAGGAAUAAAGGGCCUGAAAAAGAAAUAAUGAUAAUACGUUUGACUACGACGAAAAUAGAUUACAAGACAAAGGGGAAGAGCCUGGUGUCCCUCGACGUUAAUCGUCCGAUUAUUCGCGAAGGAACGUGAUUUCAUAAAAUUUUUAUUACGUGGACAAGGUGACAAAGAAGCUGGACACGGGAGUCCAGAGUCUUCAUUCAUGUCCAUCUAAUCAACUCUGAAUUCUCAAGUAUCUCAAGAUUCCUCGAUAUUCUUCUCAUUCCCCGCUAUAAAAUUUGUUUACCUUCCCCUCCCCUUCAUCCUCAGCCAAAGUAGAAGAAAACAAGGUCCAACUUGAUUGCCUGAUAAAAAAUAUAAAAAAGAGCUCACUAUCACUUCCCAUUUCUUCAGUUUCUUUUGAACUGCGAACUUUUAAUGGCUACCAAGAUUCUUGCAUGUUCUUCUUCUCCCCUGGCACGCCAUAACAACCCCGCUCCUGCCGCUAGGUCUUCAAAGACUAGCCACUGCUCCUUCGGUUCUGUGUUCUUUCCAUCCCCUGCGCCAUUUAGAGUCAUAGAGUCCAUCCAGACUCUCUCUUGUGAGAGUUCAGGCCAACGGCCGACCAUAAAGAUGCCGCGCUCGGACGUGCAACAUGUCAGUAGCCAACCCAAAAAUCAGGACACCCCGGCCGUCCAAAGAAGGCCUCGCAGGUUGGCCCCGUUGACAUCUCCCCCUUCGGUAAGUAGUACUACUGCUACCGCAUGAUUCCCUGUUUCACCCUUGGCCUUCUUGUAAAAGUUUAAAAGGGGGAAAGGAAACUAAUCUCUCUCUCUCUCUCUCUCUUUCCCUUUCUGGUUUGAUUCCCUGCCUUCUGUGGUUAACAACUUAAACAGGUUUUUCGCGAUCCGCUAUCUCCCAAGAGAACCAUGCGCCAAUUGCUGGACACGAUGGAUAGAUUAUUUGACGACGCCGUGACAUUCCCCGGAAUGGGAAUUAACGAGGGGGCGGCAGGGGGGCAGGUUCGCUCCCCCUGGGACAUUCACGAAGAUGAACGUGAAAUAAAGAUGCGCUUUGACAUGCCUGGACUCUCCAAGGAAGACGUCAAAGUCUCCGUGGAGGAUGAUGAUAUCCUCGUUAUCAGAGGCGAGCGCAGCAAGGAAGACCGAAAAGACGAUGAUGCAUGGACUCGCCGGAGUUACAGUUCAUAUGACACUCGGCUCCGACUCCCACAAGAGUCUGAGCCCGACAAAGUUAAAGCAGAACUCAAGGAUGGAGUUCUUUACAUUUCCAUUCCUAAGAGACAGGUGGAGAGAAAGGUCGUUGACGUAGAGAUCAAAUGAAAAGCUUCAGGUGUCGUGUUUAUUGUACGUGGUUGCCAAUCAUGUGCUAUUACUAGUGAUAUACUACUGGAAAGGUGUAAUAGUCAGCGGAGGUGGUUCAAGUUUUGGAUAUCUGCGUGUAACUACUACCAUGGCAUGCACACUGCUGUACUUUUUAGCAUGUACAAAAAGUAAAAAGUAUGCAGGUUUGUUAUCUACAAUAUCGCCGCCGAUAACUUGCUCCUCCUCCGCUUGAUCCAAGUCCUUCCUGGAUAACGAAGACAUCAAGAACUGUCCGAUCAACAAAAAGAACACAUUCACUAUUUGUCCACAUAAAUCGAGCUAAAUUCCUCGACAGGGACUUUUGUGCAGAGAGUAGAAACUCAUUCAGGAAACAUAUUUUGGGCUACCUUAGUUCCAGAGUUUUAUCACAUAAGCAUCCUUAUAACGUCAAUCAUCAGAGUGGAUACUUAAAAAGUGUAAAUUUUCACAGGAAAUUAAGGGGAAAAAGCACCUAGUCCUCCAGAGGAG